UGUUUUGAAUCAUGAUUUUAAAGACAGGCUGAACUGCCGAGUAGCAAUUGGAUCACUCCAAGGGGUGGCGACUUGCGCAAUAUUCCUUUCUAGAAACGAGUUUUGUUUCUGAGUUUUUCGAGGCUGUAAACAGGCGAAUGAUCACGCGUUAGGCUACUACAGUUUUCUACGAUUUAUUAUAGUUUGUUUUCUUUUCAUAGAGACCGGUUUUAUGUUUUUUCAUUGCAAGAUGACUUCAUACUUGUGGAUUGUACUUCUGGCAAGUCUUGUGGCAACAAAAGCGCAAGAUUUGGACCUCUUUGAUGCCCUUGAUGAUGAGAAGCCCCCUACAAAACCACCAUUGAAACCUGUCCCACCCAAAAACACAAAUACAGAAGGGUUCGAUCUAUUAGAUGCAUUCGAUAACGAUCCAAAGAACCCAUCUGGAGAUCCAAAAAAAACAUCUGGAGAUGGCUUUGAUUUAUCUGAUGCAUUGGGUCCAGGUAAAAACAGGAACACUGAACCUAAAAAACCUGUGGUGAAACCACCCCAGGACAGUGGAACUGGUGGUAGAGAUUUGGAUGACAAAGACCUGUUUGAUUUGAAUAAUGGUGACUACAAGCCAGAUGGAGGCCAAAGUGGAGGGCGUGAAUCAGGCCCUGGUUAUGAAGGUGGUGCCUCUGACCAACCUCAAGAUCUAAACCUGAAUUGGAUCCAUCUUAUCAAGAUUCUAGCCGAUAAAAUGCCAGAAGGCCUCAGUGUCUGGAUUUCCAACUUGAAAGAAAUAUUAGUGCCCCUUCUAGAGCGGGUUAUGGAACUACAGAGUGUAGCCGAUGAAAAGACUGAGCUUUAAAUUCCUUGAAUAGAAAUAACCUGCUUCUGUUUGGGCUUAAAAAUGGUUUACAACAGUUGUUUACAUGGUUUGCGAUUUAUACUUUGUUACUGAUGGUGAUCAGGUUUUUUCCUAGGAUGCCAAUUUGGUAGUGAUUAACUGAUUGAUCUGAUUUUAUUGUGAGGGGUUUGAUGUUUUAGUGUUGGAACAGAUUGGAGUAGGUCUAUAAGAAUGAAGGUGGAGGCCACUUAUAGUUGUUUACUGAAGUGUGUUAUGUUGGGCUUAUUUCUAGCUGUGAAAACCUUGUACUUUAUUUAAUAUUACAUUUUAAGUGAACAGAAGGGGCUUUAUCUUAUUCCUUCUCCCUCUUCCUCAGGACAUUUAUGGCUUCCUGCCUUUUAAAAUUGUUCCCGUUAUUUUUACACAUACUGUAGAGUUGCUAGAGGCACUCUAACCUUAUUCACACAGCACUUUGGUCCCAGAAAAUACCCCUAAAAUUGGCAGACAAGCUUCUGUGUGAACACAUCUACUAAAUGUUCUAGGAUCGCUACCGUAUAGAGAACCUAGGAACAUUGCAGUAACAUACCCAGAAAGCCCUCUGUGUGAAUGAAACGCAGAAACAAUGUUGUAAGAGAUGUGCCUGAGUGAGGAUACGUGUGUCCUGGCAACAUAAAGUUAUGGUUUAGCUCUUUAAAAUGAGAGAUUUAAUACAGAUUAACAUUCAUGACGAGAAAUGUUGGAAAACUAGACUUAAGCUGAGAUCAUUUACCAGCAUGACAGAACAGCGCUCCUUAUGAUCUUGUUAUAUACUUUAAUACACAUGCGUAGUUUCUCGAGAGAAGAAUCACAGAUAAUAAGCAUACUUCAGACAUUCCGGAGAAAAACAACUAAGUGCAGGACUUUAAACAUGUCACGUGUCUUUACAGGAUCUUUACGGUAUCUUUGUUAACGCACACACAGAUUCCGGAAAUUCAUUGGCAGUGUCCAAAAAUCAAACAAUCCUGGACAAAUCCUGGAUGCAUUUUCCGUGUAUUUUUUUCUCGUUAUGUCUGUGUGAAAAGGGCUUCUGAUUUGUGCUAGCAGACUGACAUUAUGUUUGCAUGGCAUAUUUUCAAAUUAGAACAAGGGUUUUAUAUGUUUUUUAUGGUAUGGUGCAUUAACGCCAAGGCCUUAUUGAACAUUAAAGUUUGUGUUCAUACUGCAUUUACUUUUUAUGGGUGCAAUGGUUCACUCUUUUUUAUAUAAAACCAAUGAGUUAUCAAACAUGUUGCCUAUUUGAAUUUUAUAUCAGAAGAGUCUAAAAAUCUUAUAAGGUUCAUACAUGUCUAUGUCUCUGCUAAACACUUUGCUAAAAACUCAGGUUUUAAACAGGUGGAUGUUUGUAAAUCUAGACACUUGUCAUAGCAUGGAACUUUCAUGGUUUUACUAAAAAUGGGUUAAAAGUGACAGAGCCAUAACACACAGCAGUCAUGUAUAUCUUUAUAGUAUAAACUCACUUUGGAGAAACCAA
Molecule: messenger RNA, 2321 nt
Organism: Paramisgurnus dabryanus
Lineage: Eukaryota; Metazoa; Chordata; Actinopteri; Cypriniformes; Cobitidae
Gene: cd99
Product: CD99 molecule
Biological process (GO): T cell extravasation; positive regulation of neutrophil extravasation; homotypic cell-cell adhesion
Cellular component (GO): plasma membrane
Source: RefSeq, a predicted model, not a curated record